Fusarium coffeatum is the source of this 1773-nucleotide messenger RNA. RefSeq lists its product as uncharacterized. The coding region runs from base 1 to 1773 and encodes 590 amino acids. Lineage: Eukaryota; Fungi; Ascomycota; Sordariomycetes; Hypocreales; Nectriaceae. The record is from RefSeq and is a predicted model, not a curated record. The transcript has 3 exons.
AUGGCUCCGUCGCAAGCGCCUUUCCUUUAUAGCGCCGUAUCGAACGAUUCACGCUUCCCAGAGCCCAAGUUUGAUCCCAAGGCUGUCACAAGAGCAAGCUGGCAAGCUCCCAAGCCGCGAAAGAAACAGAAUGGACCUCUUGUUUCAUUCAACAGACAUCCUGAUAUGCACGAGGUUCUCACCUACAGAACCAACGAAUAUUCUUCUAUGAGCCCUCGCAGCAAAAGUUUCAUCAAAUGGCUUCGACAUGGACAAUCCGUGCUCCGCGUACUGCAACUCGUUGCGGCUCUCGGUCUACUCACUCUGAUGAUUCUCAUUGACAAAGUCCCCACCAUUGAGGGCUGGAUCAUGAGAAUUACUCCUGGUAUCGUGGUUUUGCAUUGUAUCUAUGGCAUCUGGCAUCUAUCUCACGACGCUGCAGCACGCUCGCCUGGCUCUUCCGCAUCGUAUCAGCUCUUUAGCGGUGUCACUGACCUUGGUGUUGUACCUCUGUACGCUUUUGGAGCCCUAUCAGUGCGUACCAAGAGUGAUGUAUGGAUUACUCGCCUCUCGGACCAAGCCCUCAUGGAGACUUUCAAGCCUGUACUCUUCUAUACCUUUACCGUGUCGGGUGGACUCCAUCUCAUCAGCCUGGCCAUUGCAGGUUGGCUGGGCUUUAUGUUCCGCAAGAUCAGCUUGAUGCCUCCUGACAUGAACCCUCUUGAGAGCCAUCUUACUGCUCGACCCAAGCACAAGAGGAACAAGUCUUCUGUUACGACCACCAGUACUAUGGACGACCCCCGGAUGUCUAUGGCUACAACUGUCCGCCGAGAGUCUCUUGUUCCACAGGAAGGCAUCCACGACGGCAUUGAACCACCUCGCGCAAUCCCUUUCACCCACACCCGCAACGGCUCCAGUACCACGGUUGGCACCAGAGACUCUCGAACUAGAUUCCCACCAAGCCCACAGCAUCAGAGACCCCCUACAACUCCUCGCCGUGAGCGCAGAGACUCCGCGACAUCAAGGGCCACAACCCGUACUUCUGCUACUCGUUCAGUCUACUACGAUGCGUACAGUGAGAUCCCUCUUGAUGACCAGGCCGGCUCUCGUCCAUCAAGCAGCUACAGAUGCAACCAGCCUCGCCCUGCCAAGUUCACUGAAACCUGGAAGCCUACGGACUCGCUCAUCUCCCGAACAAACCAACGCAACCGAGAAAUGGAAGCAGCAAGGACGAGUGCGGCCAAUCGACAGAACAAGUCAUAUGAAGCCUUGGCUCAACGAUACGUCCACGACGACUCCGAUGAGGAAUAUGGCGAUGAGAACAAUCCGUCUUACGACUUGGGUGCUGAUGAUGAUCUUCGACCUCACCCUCUCCGCCUGAACCCUCCCUCCGAGAAGCGAGAAAGCCCCUCUCCCCCUCGAGCCAAGACACCUUACUUCCCCUUCAAGUUCAAGGAUUCUUUGACGGAUAUCAGCUCAAACGCAAGACGCGUGAGCGCGAGCAGAGAUAUCGCUGAUGAGAAGCCAGCUUUUGCUCCCCAGAACCGCCAGAGCUCUAUCCAGCCUGAGGCUGCUUUCUAUGCCAGAUCAUAUGGCGAGCUUACAAGUGGCACGCCCCCUGUUAUGGUUGGCAACGACACUCGCAAAGUGUCGACCGGUAACGAUUACAACCAGCAUACUUCGAAACCGUACGGGCGUCGUAAUGUCAGUGGUAAGAUGGCGGAGGAGGGACGGGCAGCGGGAAACAACUUUUCAUUCCUUGAUGGACGCAACCCGCUUGCGGAGAGGAGAUGA